UUCCAGGGGUUUGGAGGGCAGGGAAAGAGAACCUUGAAAAAUGCCCAGAAAUAACCACAGUUUGCUUUUGUCUCAUAGCCAGUGGAUAAUCGGCAAGCCAUGGUCCGGAGGGAAUCAGUCAUCAACUUGGAAAAUUUCAAAAAGCAGUAUGUCCGAAGGCGGUGGAAGCUUUCAUUUAGCAUCGUCUCACUGUGUAACCACCUUACCCGGUCCCUGAUGAAAAAGGUCCAUUUGAAGCAGGAAAACGAUUUGAGAAAUUGUGAGAGUGAUACAGAGGAAGACAUCGCCAAGAGGAGAGUGCUUCACCCCAGGAGGAGAAGCAGCACUUCCUAGUCUAGCCCAGUUCCCCUCCUGGUAGGGAAACCCAGGUCCCUUUGGAGAACUCCACCAUCCCAGCGUGGUUUACAAUCUGUGGACACUCACGGGCCUCCAACGACAACCAGCACCCACUGAGCCUUUGAGAGGGAGCCUACAAGGUGCUUACUCUCUUAAGAAGACUUUGGCAGGGAGGAAGACUUAAUAGAUUCUGGAGGUGUCCUCCUGUUGAAGCUCUGAGCCAAUCAAGGCCUCUGCUUAAGAGCUUAAAGCUCUUAAUUGUGAUUAAGAAGGGCUCACACCAGUUUGCCAGCCCUCAGAACCAAUGGGUAAGGUCUAUGGGCCUUUGUGAGAUUUUUUUUAUUUUUGUUUUUAUUUUUUAUUUUUCAAGUUUCAACGUGGUGUUCACAUAAGGCAUCACAGGUAAAGAGGAGUCUACUGGGCUGCUGAGAGAGCUGAGAAGAAGCCCUAGGCAUCUUUAAGUCCUGUUUGUCAUCUUUAAAAGUAUAUACAUUCUUCAGUGAAAUUGGUGGAUUCAGAACAUUAAUGAGAGAUGACUGAUAGGCAGAAGGAAUAAUAGAGGUCCAAGGAAUCCUAUUCCUGGGAGAGAAGAAUUACUGGAUUUCUGUUUGGGUCUACUGGAUGGAGGAAGGCCAAUAUCCUAAGACCAAGAGAUCUGCAAGAGAAAUAAGGGAAUAAAUCCUGCUUAUCCACAGAGUUUGGACAAGGUUGUGGGGGAGGGGUAGAAGCCAAGAAAAUUUGGGAGCUAAGGCCUGCACAAGAAAGGCCUGUAACAUGGAAGGAGAGUCCAUCCAUAAAUGGCUGUCUUCCUGGGCUUUCUUGUUGGUAUCAGUAUGGGAGUGAAAUGAGUUCUCAUUUGGUGGCCUGACUUCUCGUGGGAGGAAAACACCCUCUGGCCUUCAAGGAUCAGGAAAAAGAUCAAGAAUUUUUUUUUAAAUUUGUUACAUGUUAAGCUCAUAUUCAGCCUGAGGGUAUGAAUGAUCAGUAUAGCAAGCCUUCUCCAGACAUCUGUGCCAUUCCUUCCAAUAUUGGGAUGAGUGAGUUUUUAGAGAAGGCAAAAGUGUGGGUUCAGGGAGAGAGUGGGCCACACUGACAGAAGAAAAUAAAGGGCAGUGUUAAUUUUUUUUCACCUUGAUACUUCAGUCCUCAUGAGGACACAAGUAGAGACCUAUUGGCAACAAUAGAAAAGGUAGAUAGAGAUAUUUGGAUACUGCCUUUCAACUCAGCUUGACUGGGACCCAGGUAGGAGAGCCUAUGAAAGUCCAGAACAAGGAGUAAGGGAGAGAAGAUAUGAGAGGGAUAAAGAAAGAGGAAUA
This is a messenger RNA of Trichosurus vulpecula (common brushtail), 1652 nucleotides long. RefSeq names its product death-associated protein kinase 2-like. The transcript is spliced from 3 exons. Lineage: Eukaryota; Metazoa; Chordata; Mammalia; Diprotodontia; Phalangeridae. The record is from RefSeq and is a predicted model, not a curated record. The coding region runs from base 100 to 333 and encodes 77 amino acids.